GCCAGACACCUGUUCGGCCGGGCCCGGCGUUGGUGGCCCGGGGGGUCCCAGGAUGAAAGUGACCGUGUGCUUCGGCAGGACGGGCAUCGUGGUGCCCUGCAAGGAGGGUCAGCUGCGGGUCCGCGAGCUCACGCAGCAGGCGCUGCAGCGGUACCUGAAGGCGCGGGAGAAGGAUCCUGGAUACUGGGUGAAGAUCCAUCACUUAGAAUACACAGAUGGAGGUAUCUUGGAUCCAGAUGAUGUCUUGGCAGAUGUCGUUGAAGACAAAGAUAAGCUGAUUGCUGUGUUUGAAGAACAAGAACCACUCCACAAGAUUGAGAGCCCCAGUGGAAACCCUGCAGGUCGGCAAAGCCCAGAUGCUUUUGAGACAGAAGUGGCUGCCCAACUGGCUGCAUUUAAACCGAUUGGUGGAGAAAUUGAAGUAACCCCUUCUGCUCUGAAAUUAGGCACACCACUGCUGGUGAGGAGGAGCAGUGACCCAGCGCCAGGCCCACCUGCUGAUGCCCAGCCAAGCACUUCACACCCCAGUGGCCAGAGUCUGAAACCUGUUAUUCCUGAUUCCAUACAGAUUUUAGAAGAUAGAGAAGCUAUGAAUGAUACACAGAUAGAGCUACUGCCAUCAGCAAAAACGAAGACUGUACUGAGUGAUAUGACAAGAACAGUGGAGAUUUCUGGGGAAGAAGGUCCCUUGGGAAUCCAUGUUGUGCCCUUCUUUUCGUCUCUGAGUGGAAGAAUUCUAGGACUCUUCAUCCGUGGUAUUGAAGAAAACAGCAGAUCCAAGAGGGAUGGACUGUUUCAUGAAAAUGAAUGUAUUAUAAAAAUCAACAAUGUGGACCUCGUAGACAAAUCCUUUACUCAGGCUCAGGAAGUUUUCCGGCAGGCAAUGAGAUCACCCAGCAUGCUCCUCCACGUGCUACCACCUCACAACCGAAAACAGUAUGAAAAAUCAGUCAUCGGCACUCUUAGCUUGGUUGGGAACAAUGAUGGUGCUUUAAAAACACAGUUGCCACCUACCGCUGCUCAUGGAAAACCAGGAAUAAAGCCGGGAACAAGCAGUCCUGAAGAAGAUAUUUCAACUUCCCUGCAACAGAGCAAGAGCCCCCGCGUACCAAGAAUCCCUAGAAAGCUAGCCUCCCCAUCACUGUCUCCUCUCAUGGGGUUUGGAAGCAAGAAAAAUGCUAAGAAAAUUAAGAUUGACCUAAAGAAAGGCCCUGAAGGACUUGGUUUCACAGUAGUUACAAGAGACUCUUCUAUACAUGGACCUGGCCCUAUUUUUGUAAAAAACAUUUUGCCAAAAGGUGCAGCAAUAAAAGAUGGCCGCCUGCAAUCAGGGGACAGAAUUUUGGAGGUAAAUGGUAGAGAUGUCACUGGACAAACUCAGGAAGAACUUGUGGCCAUGCUGAGGAGUACCAAGCAGGGAGAGAUAGCAUCACUGGUCAUUGCCCGGCAAGAAGGAACUUUCCUGCCCCGAGAGCUGAAAGGAGAGCCUGCCUGCUAUGGUCUUUCCUUGGACACAAUUGAACAACUCACCUUCGAGAUCCCCCUGAAUGAUUCAGGUUCUGCUGGUUUAGGGGUGAGCUUAAAGGGGAACAAGUCUCGAGAAACUGGAACAGACUUUGGGAUUUUCAUCAAGUCCAUCAUCCAUGGAGGUGCUGCCUAUAAGGAUGGCCGUCUGCGGAUAAAUGACCAACUGAUUUCUGUUAAUGGGGAAGCUCUUUUGGGAAAGUCAAACCAUGAAGCUAUGGAAACACUUAGGCGGUCCAUGUCCAUGGAAGGAAAUAUACGAGGCAUGAUCCAGCUGGUUAUUCUGAGGAGACCAGAGAGACAGGCAGAGGAACCUACAGAGUGUGGGACCCACUCUAAGCAGUGCUUUGGGAACUGUCAAAGCUCUUUAGCCGCCUCUAGGAGAAAUGGUACCAGUCCACCACAUAGGUUUCGCCCUUAUAGUCCACAAGACAAGAAGGAAGAGUCAUUAUUUUUCACUGAUGGAUGGUCUGAGAGUGAAGUACCCCCUUCUCCACCACCACAUCCCAUUUUGGAACUGGGCCUUGAAGAUUACAACCACAGCCCAGGGAUGGAAUCGACAGAAUAUUUUCCAGACCAGCAUAUAAACUUCAGAUAUGUGGUCCCAGCCAGGCAGCCUGAAUCAAUGAAUCUGAAAGCCUCAAAGAGCAUGGACCUCGUGCCAGAUGAAAGCAAAGUCCAUUCAAUGGCUGGACAAAAAUUGGUGUCUCCAGGCAAAGAUUUUGGUCCAACUCUGGGUUUGAAAAAGUCCAGUUCCUUGGAGAGCCUACAGACAGCAGUGGCCGAAGUUAGGAAGAAUGAACUUCCCUUCCACAGACCCCGGCCACACAUGGUUCGUGGCCGAGGCUGCAACGAGAGCUUCAGAGCAGCCAUUGACAAAUCUUACGAUGGGCCCGAAGAAUUAGAAGCUGACAGUCUGUCUGAUAAGAGCUCUCAGUCCGGCCAAGGAGCUCUGAACUAUGAAUCAGCCCCUCCAGGGACCUCUGAGCUAGAGGACAGGGACAAUAAAGCCCGGAAAGCCAAAAAAGUGAAAGAGAAGGAGAAGAAGAAGGAGAAGAGCAAACUGAAAGCCAAGCAGAAAAAGCAGAAAGAGGAAAACGAAGAUCCAGAAAAGAAGACAAAGCUGAAGGGAUUUGGCGCCAUGCUGAGAUUUGGAAAGAAGAAAGACGAUAAGAGUGGAAAGGCUGAUCAAAAGGGAACUCUGAAGCAUGGUGGCCUUAGAGAAGAGGAACUGGAAAAAAUGCGAGAGGAGCGUGAGAGGAUUGGAGCAAAACAUCAGGAGCUAAGGGAAAAGCAGACAAGAGGUUCUGGUGAUUUUGCUACUGGGGUAACUGGAUCCUUGCAUGAUAUGGAUGACGAUGAAAUAGAUCCCAAUUACGCCAGAGUAAACCACUUCCGGGAGCCAUGCGCAUCUGCAAAUGUCUAUAGGUCUCCAUCUCCACCUCGGGCUGGACCAUUGGGUUACCCUCGGGAUGGCCGUCCACUAUCUCCAGAAAGAGAUCACUUAGAGGGUCUCUAUGCCAAGGUCAACAAGCCAUAUCACCCACCAGUGCCAGUAGACAGUGGCCGAGUCACUGGCGGAAGUGCGGACCGAAUCCAGAAGCUGCGGAAGGAGUACUAUCAGGCUCGGAGGGAAGGUUUCACUUUAUAUGAAGAUGAUGAAGGAAGAGCAAGGCCGUCGGAUUAUGACCUUCACUGGGUGCCUGGAAAGGGUCCAGAUGGGAGUGCGCACAACCUUCGCUUUGAGGGGCUGGAGAGACAGUAUGCAUCGUUACCCAGGGGAGGACCAGCGAAUCCCAUGGACUAUCGGAUGGCAGCGCCUCGAGGGCUCUUCAAGGAAAGGGAGAUUCCUUACUACCCAGGGGCUCACCCUGUGCAGCCACCCAGAGGGGGCUAUCCCCAGCCCCCAGAUCUGAGGGUCACAGAUCUCCGCUAUCCUCAGUACUACCCGCCCCCACCAGCCCCCCAGCACAAAGGACCCUUCCGACAAGACGUUCCACCUUCCCCACCUCAGCACCACAGAGUGCCAGCCUAUCCGGAAAUGGGCAGGUCAGGGCCCCAUGGGGGCAGCCUGGACCAGUACCCCUACCGAACCCAGGACCCUCGACAGAAGAACCCCAUGACGGCAGCUGUGUAGCUGAACAACACAGAGCUCUCCACACAAUGCAGCACAGAAAGAACUAACAUCACCUUUGCCCUUGCUUGACCUUUAGGCCUACCUUCCUGUUAAGAAUUCUGGUGGUACAGAUUAGGCUUUUCUCUCUGAGAGUCUAACACUUGAUGCUAAUAAUUGGGAAAAGAAAAGAAGGAAGGGAGGGGGGAAAUGAUAAGGAAGAGCCUCUUGGGGUUUUACAAACUGCCCCAGAGUCAACACACUUUGAGAAUUGUUCUGGAGCAAUGAGAGUUAAGAUAAUGGGGCAGAUAACAGUGACCAUAAAGUAGGGGAUGCCCCUCUGGCAAGAGAACUUGUGGGCACCUAGGCUCCGUAGAAUCAGCAGCACCCAAAGUGCCCACAUCAUCAUCAUCAUCUAUUCUCAGGUGAGGCCUCAGCCUCCUUUUUGAGUGGUUGAGCCUUUAAAGUGACCGCAUCUGGAGAUAUCCCAAGGGAGUACAUAUUACAUUGAGGAAAAAAAGAAGAAGAAGAAAAAAACAACAUACUAGUGAUCACCCUAAAAUGUUUAAUGCCCAGAAGAAGAAUGCAUAUCUGUUUAUCAA
Sorex fumeus (smoky shrew) is the source of this 4239-nucleotide messenger RNA. RefSeq names its product par-3 family cell polarity regulator beta (gene PARD3B). Lineage: Eukaryota; Metazoa; Chordata; Mammalia; Eulipotyphla; Soricidae. Gene Ontology annotation, cellular component: apical junction complex; adherens junction; cell cortex. The transcript has 23 exons. Gene Ontology annotation, biological process: cell adhesion; establishment of cell polarity; establishment of centrosome localization. The coding region runs from base 53 to 3661 and encodes 1202 amino acids. The record is from RefSeq and is a predicted model, not a curated record. Gene Ontology annotation, molecular function: protein binding; phosphatidylinositol binding.